GAACGCGACCGCGGCGCAGAACACGACCGCGAUCCGAUGGAGCUGGCCGUGACGAACGCGACCGCGUCGUCGUCGCCCGCGACGCUGGUGCUUCCGGUCCAGGCCGGCAGCCGAUUGCAGAAUCCGGGCGUGCAAUUGGGUGUUACCGGGCUGUACGGGUUCGGGAUAUUCGGCAACCUGCUGGCGCUUUUCAUACUGCACCGGACCCGGUCGAGCAGCAACCAGAAGCACGGGUUCAUGUUGCGGUGCUUGGCCACCAACGAUUGCAUCGCGCUCGCUGGCAUGUUGAUCCAGAUGUUCGUGAGCGUCCAAUGGCCGAGCACCAAGAACAACGUGUGGUCGUGCCGGAUCCGCGUCCUGUGGCGGUUCUUCGGGCUGGGCUCGGGGUGCGUGGCCAUCGUGAUGGCCGUCGAACGCUGGCUGGCGCUCACCAAACCGUUUUUUUACCAAAAGCAUAUUAGCCUUCGUCUACUCAAACGAAUGAUGGUCAUACUUUGGUUAGGAGUACUGUGUUUAGUGUGCGCACCAUACUUUGGAUUUGGUCUCUACUGGGAUGAGAAAUCGUCGACGUGUGUGCGUUACCGGAAUGCCAAGAAGCCUUUGGAUGUGCUAUACGCUUACUUAUAUUUCGGUCAUGGUGUAUUUUUAUGCUUUGCAAUAGUCUACACGAACUUAGCCGUAAUGAAAGCUCUGUGCAUGAAGGACAGUCCUCACAACAAGCACAACGUGUUAAUGAGACGCAUCAGUCGAGGAUCGUCAUUGACUUGCAACGCUGCUACCAAAGAAGAAAGAGCGUUCGGCUGGCUCAUGUUUUUGCUGUGUGUCGCGUUUGUUAUAUGUUGGGUUCCGCAAAUGAUAUCGAUACCGUUAUCCAGGUUCAUCGAUGAUGAGACAAAGAUUCGACCGUUCACCAUGGCUGCAGACAUGCUUUUGGCUAUGCACUUCACACUGGACCCGUACCUGUACGUGCUCCAGCACUGGACGUUAGUAAAGUCUAUCUGCUUGCGACCGAAGAACAAAAAAAAUGCCAACGGUGGCAGCACGAGCGUGAGUCGCAGCAGUUCCAUGAGAACAACGUACGAAGUAUUCUCGCAGCAGCCGCUCUGAUUGCGAUAUACGACGGCUGAAGUCUACUGCUGCACGCGUGUGUUUGGGCAUGACCGUAUAAUAAUAUACAAUUAUAAUAUAUAUACCAUCAUAUUGUGUUACGAUGAUAUUUUAUUAUUAUUUUUCAUUUUUGGAAAACUACCAGCGAAUGUGCCAGUGAUAAUUGUCCAAUAUAUGUAUAUAUACAUUAUACAUGCAUAGUAAUAAAUAGGUAUAUACAUAUCAUAUCUACUCCCAGACCCGACGGCGGGAAGGAACGAAAUUACAUAUACUAUAAAUGGGUUAGUCGUGCAAAAAAACUUUAAAAUUUAAAAACAGUAACACACCUGUACCUAUACUAUUUAUUCAUUUUUUUCGUAGAAAUUAUUAUUAUAAGCGUGAGGUAAACGCGCAAUUGUUCUUGUUUUAGGUUUGUUUGUAGCUAACUUAUACACAUUUUUUUUCAAGUGCGAAAACUAAGUGGAAAUUCAUAAAGAUAUAAACUUAUUUUCUUUUAACACUAAUUAUUAUAUACUGAUAAUAUUUAUAUCGUUAAUUCGUGAAAUCCGAAAUGAUAAAUGUAUUUAAGAAAUUUUUCGACACCUGUAUUAUAGGUACCUUCUGUCAAAAAAAAAAGAUUUUUAUAAAGGCUUUUAAGCUGUUAUUAAAUGUGCAUAAACAAAUAGAAUUUAAAACAUCUUAUUUUUCUUUGGUACAACGAGAUUCGAUCUGUAGAUAAUGAAAUUAUAUAAUAGGUAUAUUAAUCUAUUAGUAUGAAUGUAUGAUUAUUAUAAUAUGUACAUAGUAUUGCCAUUAUACACAUUAAACAUCUACUCCUGAUAAUUUAAUUUCACAAUCUUAUAAUAUAAAACUAAUACUCAUGUGGUUAAAAAAUACUUAAGUUAUUUUAAUUUACUGUGAAUUAGCGUAUUAUAUGCCAAUGAGAAAACUCGAAUAUUAUAAUUUAAAAAAAAAAUGUUGUUAUUUUUUUGAGAGUUUAGAGUAGAGACAUUUGUACCAAAGACUAAAGCAAAAAUGUAAAAAACAACUAAAUAAUUUUUAACUUCAAGUUUGCAAAUAUUGUGAAAAAAAAAAAAUUUAUACUUGAAGGUUUUAAAUGUAAAAUGUAAUUAUACCUAUACCAAGGUCAAAGGUAUACAUUUGUAUUCAUUGUGUACUAUAAGUUAAAAAAUUUUAGUUAUAUAUGUUAAUUUUUAACUCUAAAUAUAUUUUAAUAUAAAUUAACUUUAUAGCUAAUUUGCCUAUACGAAUACGUAUACAUACCUAUAUUAUAGCCUCUAACUGACAGAAAGUUUGUAGAUGUAUUCGUUUAAGUACGAAAAUUAUAAAAUUUAUAAAUUGUUUUGUUUUUAUGAAUUUCCUAUUUAUUACUUACAAGUUAGAAUAUUGUUUUAAAUGUUGUUUGUGUCAGCGGCACUACUUAAGUUAUCCGUAAUUCAAUUCUCUUUACGUGUUCUAAACUAAAAUAAUUCACGGUUAGUAAAAAUAAAUAAGUAUUCACCCACUCAAAAUAAAUAAUUGAAAUAGAAAUGCAUGUGUGCUUAUAAAAUUAAAUAGUGUUGUCAUUGUUUUAAACCUUUUAAAAUAUAAUCAUUUAUUGCAUAUUGUACCACGCGUUAUAUCAUUUGUUUUUAAUAUGAAAUAGUCGUAAAUACAAUUUACAGUUUUGUUUUUUAAUAAAACAACUAUUAAUUACAACGUAAAAGAAAAAAAAUUAAAUCUAUAAUACAAACAGAUACUAGAAUAUAAAUUAAAUUAUUAUUAUUCAAAAUAUAAAAAAAAAUGGUAUCGAUACAUACAUAGAUCCUAAAUUUUUUUAUUUCGAUGUGAAAAUAAUGUCACUUUUUAACAAUCUAUUUCACGUUUAUAAAAUAAUGUAACUAUAUUAUGGAAUUAACAUACUUAAGUAGUACUAUUACAUCAAGAAAAUCCAUUAUUUAUGGGUAGGUAUUUCUUACUUCAAAUAGAAAAUACCAAAUAAAUUAUUACUUUGAACCAGUUAAAAAAUAAAAUAAAAUAAUAAUAAAUAUAUAAAUGUAAUACAGAUAAUUUUAUUAAUAAAAAAAAAAAAUGAAAAUUUCUUUUCAAAAUUGUAUAUUAUGACUAGUACAUUUUGCACCCUCGUUGGCCUUAUUAAUAAUCGUAGGUACAUUUUAUGACUUACUUUAUAUAUUAUAACGUCAUUAUUCUUUUAGGCAUGCUCUUAUUACAAUAUGUUUAUUUUAUCCAGUAUUAUUCUUGGCAAUUUAUUUCCUUCAUAAUAUUAUGUUUAAUUUUUUUUAUUUAUAUAUUUUGCUUUUCAAGCCUUAUAGGUUUUCUACUUAUUAAUGUUAUGUUAUUUAAAUAUUUUGUUUGCUUUAUUAAUUAUUAUUUAUAUUAUAUGUAUGUUCUAAAUAAAAUUGUAAUUAUUAUGAAUGUCUUUUAUUAUUAUUUUAUCAUAAUAUCAUACAUGUGAUUUUAUUUAUUUAUUUUUUAAUAUAACAAAAAAAUAAUAUGAAUUAUUUUUUAAAUUAUAGAUUAGCCACAAUUUUGUGUCUAUAUGCAUUACUAUUAAAAUAAACUAAAGCAAAUCAUUUUAAAUUGAA
Molecule: messenger RNA, 3692 nt
Organism: Rhopalosiphum padi (bird cherry-oat aphid)
Lineage: Eukaryota; Metazoa; Arthropoda; Insecta; Hemiptera; Aphididae
Product: prostaglandin D2 receptor-like
Exons: 4
Coding region: 37-1107 (356 amino acids)
Biological process (GO): inflammatory response; adenylate cyclase-activating G protein-coupled receptor signaling pathway; positive regulation of cytosolic calcium ion concentration
Cellular component (GO): plasma membrane
Molecular function (GO): G protein-coupled receptor activity
Source: RefSeq, a predicted model, not a curated record